UUCCUCCUCCUCCUCCUCCUCCUUCGCCACCGCCGGACACGCAGCCGCAGGCCGGGGCCGGGACGCAGCUGGGGAGGCAGGGACGCGCGCAGCCAGCCCUUCCCCCUCCGGCUCCCGCACCGCCGGCCGCCUCCCCUCGCCCUCCUCCUCUCCCCUCCCGGCUCCUUCGCUUCUCCUCCUCCUCCUCCUCCUCUCCUGGCCCCGGCUGCCGGCACCAUGUCCGCAGGGGGAGAUUUUGGGAACCCACUGAGAAAAUUCAAGUUGGUGUUCCUGGGGGAGCAGAGCGUCGGGAAGACGUCUCUGAUCACGAGGUUCAUGUACGACAGCUUCGACAAUACGUACCAGGCAACCAUUGGAAUUGACUUCUUGUCAAAAACCAUGUACUUGGAAGAUCGUACGGUGCGGCUGCAGCUCUGGGACACAGCGGGCCAGGAAAGGUUCCGCAGCCUGAUCCCCAGCUACAUCCGGGACUCCACGGUGGCCGUGGUGGUGUACGACAUCACAAACCUCAACUCCUUCCAGCAGACCUCUAAGUGGAUCGAUGACGUCAGGACGGAGAGGGGCAGUGAUGUUAUCAUCAUGCUGGUGGGCAACAAGACAGACCUGGCGGACAAGAGGCAGAUAACCAUUGAGGAGGGGGAACAGCGCGCCAAAGAGCUGAGCGUCAUGUUCAUCGAGACCAGCGCGAAGACCGGCUACAACGUGAAGCAGCUCUUCCGACGUGUAGCGUCGGCUCUGCCUGGAAUGGAGAAUGUCCAGGAGAAAAGCAAAGAAGGGAUGAUCGACAUCAAGCUGGACAAGCCCCAGGAGCCCCCAGCCAGCGAAGGUGGCUGCUCCUGCUAAUGCAGCCGGAGCCGCGGGCUUCCUCCGACACUACUCGCUUGUUGUGUUGCUUCCUAUUGGUUAGCUUCCUAAAGGGGGUGGGAAAUGAGCUUAUC
Molecule: messenger RNA, 938 nt
Organism: Miniopterus natalensis
Lineage: Eukaryota; Metazoa; Chordata; Mammalia; Chiroptera; Miniopteridae
Gene: RAB6B
Product: RAB6B, member RAS oncogene family
Molecular function (GO): GTPase activity; GTP binding
Source: RefSeq, a predicted model, not a curated record